AUGUCUAACGUGUUCGGUUUAAUUGUAUCAGGGCGACUGGUCCAAACUGAUUUUACGCCGCUAACGGAAUCUACGUUUAUAAUAACUAUCCCCGAUACGGACUCGAUCAACCAUGCGGCCGUUUUUUUGACCGGGGUGACGCCACUGCCAGCUGGCACUGUUGGUAUGGUAUAUUGGAGCUGGCCAGAUCCCGCAGCACCACCUAACUGGCAGCUCUUGGGACAUAUUUCCAAUGCAAAACCAUCAGCUAUAUUCAAGAUCUCUAAUCUUAAAAAGUUACAUGAAUUAUCUACGGAGAAUAAAGUAGGUGGUGCAUUUGGUCAACAACAAAUCUGUAAUUAUGCACAGAUUGGCAUCUCCGUUGAACCUGAGGCUAAUGUUGAGAUACUUGCUUCUGCUGUUGCGGAAGAAACAAACCAGUAUGUGACAUUUGCUCAAAAGAUGUUGGAGAACUUAGUUAAUUUCGUGGCAUCUUUCUCUGUAACGCAAGACCAAAUGACGCCCACACCUGGAGUGUCGUACAUCCCUUUAAACACUCUACACACAUGGUACCAGAACUUUGAGCGGAGGUUACAACAAAACCCUAAUUUCUGGAAGAACUAA
Molecule: messenger RNA, 603 nt
Organism: Parnassius mnemosyne (clouded apollo)
Lineage: Eukaryota; Metazoa; Arthropoda; Insecta; Lepidoptera; Papilionidae
Source: the annotation of a GenBank genome assembly